Parnassius mnemosyne (clouded apollo) is the source of this 4090-nucleotide messenger RNA. The record is from the annotation of a GenBank genome assembly. NCBI's taxonomy places the organism in Eukaryota, Metazoa, Arthropoda, Insecta, Lepidoptera, Papilionidae.
AAACGGGUAAAACUAUAGACAUUCAGUACUCGCGCUCGGGGGGGGGGGGGGGGAGGUUCAGGGGAAGCCCUUGGUACCCUUCCCUCGUUGUGGAAAUGUAUACUUUAUAAGUAGUAUUUUUUUUUUGUAAAAUCAUAACCUUACUUUUUACACAGGAAUAUUGACUCAAAGUUAAAUGAAUAAAAGUUAAUGCAAUAUUUAUUGAAAUUCCUAUUAUCCAAUCUAAUAUCCAAUUUAUUGAAACACAUUUCCGACAUCCAAAUACAGUGUAAAAGAUUCAAACUUAACCCUAACAAGCCUUCUAAACUGAAUACAUAAUUAAAAUCAAGUACCGGACGCCUACUUCAUAAUACUAGACCAAAUUGACGUAUUUGUGUUUUGUUAAUACACAAUUUUUAGUGAAAUAUAUUUUUAUCGUAAUUAAUUCAAAAGGCAUUUCCGACAUCCAAAAACAGUGUAAAAGGUUCAAGCUUAACCCUAACAAGUCUCCUAAACUGAAAAUAUAAUUAAAAUCAAGUACCAGACGUCUAUAGCCAACCCAUAAAAGGAAAUACAGAAAGCUUAGAUUGUUAUUUAGAUAAAAAUUAAGAAUAUUAUAUGUUUAAUUUUAAUAUUUUUUAAUUUCCAGCUGUGAAUUAUGGGCAAAGUAUUGCUUUCCAAACAAAGCCUGGUCUUCACCAAAAUUCGAGGAGGAACUCCAUAAAAAACAUAAGAUGCUUUGCAGCAAACAUUUUGAAAGCAUAUGCUUUAAUGAGAAGAAGUUGUUCAGAACAGCUAUACCUGGUGUUCAAUGCUAUAAGGCUACAACAUUUUCUAAUCUGUCAGAUCAACCUGCCAUGUUUGAACCUGUUGCCAGAAUUUAUCCUUUAAGAGAACAUCAUAAUGCAAACAUUAUCACUCCAACAAAUCAUUCAGGAAUGUUUGUGUGCAAUUCUUCAAAACAAGAAGGUGAUCAAAAAAACAAAAUGUUGAUAAGGAAACUGAAAAGUAGCAUGAACAAAGUAUACAGAUUACAAAAAACCAUAAAACAUUUAAAAAAUAACGCAUAUGUAAAUGAAAUUAGUAACAGUGAAACAGUAAAGAAAAUCCUCAAUAAAAAAUGAGUUCAUCAUUUACCUUGUUACUGCAAGGAGAACUGCAGAAUUAUAAGAGAAAGAAACCUGGUCGCAGGUGGAACAUGGAAGCUAAAAUAAUAGCACUGAGGCUCUACAUAGGUCACCAACAUGCUACAAGUUAUUGAGGAGAAUGAUUUGCUUACCAGCACCCAGCACAUUAAAAUCCCUCUUAAGUAGAUUUAAGAUGAAUGUGGGGACACACAAAGCAACACUUACAGUGUUGAAAAGCAUGACAAAAAACUUUGAGCCAUCUAAACGAGAGUACAUAUUGUUGUGGGAUGAAAUGUCCUUAAGAAAAAAUUUAUGGUACAACUCGAAGGUGGAUCAUAUUGAGGGUUUCCAAGACCAUGGUACACAAGGUAGAUCUCCACAGGCAGCUUCAUAUGCCCUUGUAUUUAUGGUAGUUGGAGUUAGGAAGAAAAUUAAGCAGCCAGUGGCUUAUUAUUUAUCAAGUGGGUUUGUCACAGACUACCUGACACUGACAGACUAUCUGCUUUGAUUAAGGAGGUCUUAAAUUGUUGCUUUAAUGCUGGACUUAAUAUAUGCGCUUCAGUCUGUGACUUGAAUGGAGUUAACAAGAGAGCUCUAUGUCUGUUAGGAGCUUCUGUAGAGAAUCCCUACAUAGAAGUGAACAAUCACAAAGUUGUCACACUAUUUGAUACGCCACACUUGCUGAAGUACUUCAGAAAUCUCUUUAUGAAAUAUGAUGUAAAGUUUAGGACCAAUAUAACAUCAGACAACAAACAAGGAAUUGGAAUCACUAAAUGGAGCCACAUCAGGCAAUUCUAUGAAUUGGACAAUAAUAAUCCUAGUUUUGUGUAUGCACCAUGCUUGACUAAAGAACACCUUGACCCCAAUACCAAGCAAAAAAUGAGGGUAAAACUUGCAGCACAAGUUUUAAGCCACUCAGUUGCAGCAGGAAUAUAUUCCAAAAUAGCUAAAGGAGACAUGCCGACUGAAGCAGUGGCAACAGCUAAUGUAAUAAAAAAUAUGGAUGAACUGUUUGAUGGUGUAAACGCGUCGAAACCAGAUUUAAGAAGAGGAAAAAAAUUUUCCACAAACAAAAAACUCAACAGAACAUCUGCAAAUGUUCAAUAGAAUGAAAUUAUUUUUUAAAACCUGAAUUUUUGGGUUGCAGGGGAAAUCCCCCAUCAAAAGAUGGGUGGAUUUGGACCCUGAAUGGCAUAGAAAUGAUUUGGAAAAUCCUUAGUGCCAAAUAUAAAAUAAUUAAAACUCUGUCUACAAGAAGAUUCCAGCAGGACCCACUGGAAAAUUUAUUUGGUUGCAUACGCUACAACUGUGGGUCCAAUAGCAACCCAACAGUUAGACAAUUUGUUGCUGGGUUAAAAACUGCUGUAAUAAGUAACAUGGCACACACUAGCUCAGGCAAUUGUGAGCUGGAUAGCAACAGUGCCAUUAUAACUAAUUUUAAAACAUUGCUGACACCAGCCACAGACAUAUGCACUGAUAUAGAGCAAUCCGAACAUGUAUAUCAAAUAAAAAAAGAAAUUGAAGAAAGUAUAACUUCCUCUCUGGAAGAAAACUUGGAGGAAGGAAGUAGCGAACUACAAGCAUGUGCUUAUGUCUGUGGCUUCAUUAUUAAAAAAAAUAAAAUCAGUUGUAAUAAUUGUACAAAAAUUCUAGUCUCUGAAACGCCCGAAGGAGUACAUAAUUUUGUAGAGUUCAAAAAUUAUGAUAAUGUAAAAAAGUCUCUUACAUAUGCCUCAAAGAAUUUAAUAGCUUGUGUAGAGAAAAGUGCAAGCAUAAUAAAUAUAUUUUUAGAAAAAGAGGCAUAUGAAGAGAAUAUUAAAAUGAGAGUAACACAAUUGUUAAAGGACUAUAAAUUAUGACUUCCUCGAAAAUUGCGUGGAGCACAAACAAUUAAAUAUAACUUACAUAGUUAAUAGUGUCUUCCACAUUACAAUUAAGAGAUACUAUAUUAUAAAAAACAGAAUGUAUUCUGAAGAGGCGAGUAAAUCUGCACUAAAAAGAAAAAUGAACAUAAUUAUGCAUAAAUAAAUCUACAACUAGCACCUUUGCCAACAAAUUCAACAGCCUGAAUUUUAGAUUUUCACGCAAGAUGAUUAUACAACACCAAUUUCUUUAUUUGUAUUAAAUAAUCUAAAAAUUCAAUCUUCAAAAACACCAGAUUCUCAUACAAACUUUCAAUCCUUAUUUCACAUGUUGGAGUUUAAGUUUUCAAAGUCGCUCAAAAACGUGUUUCAUUGUUGUCCAAAUACCAAUACUCAUUGAUUUUACUUAAUAAAGGACGGACUUUCAUGCAAACUUCUGUUCUAUCCACUAUAUGGAUAGAUUUUCAAAAAAAAAUUUCUUAGUGCAUGUCUUCGUCACAAAAGGAACCUGUUCUGGGUUGAUGUGCAGUUAGUUAGGACAAGUAAUUAUAUAUGAGUAGAUUAUGUUCAUUUUUCUUUUUAGUGCAGAUUUACCCGCACUGGACUCGCGUGGUAGUUUACAGCCCACUCCCUCUCACACAGAGGAGGUCUGUGUUCUAGCAGUGGGAACAUCAUAGGCUGAUUAUGCUUUAUUUAUUACUUUACAACUUGUUUUAUUAAUGGACGAUAGUGUAGCUAUAUUGUCAGAUCUGUCUGCCUUCAACCAAAAUAAUAAUUAUCUCUCUUCCUAACCAUUUCUUUAUUUAUUUCAUUAAACUUAAAUAAUAUGAUACAUGUCUGUAAAGUGUAAACUUGUGUUUGACUUUGUCUAGGUUUUGGUGGCCAUACUUGUAAUUAUGUUCGAAGAUGCUUGCUGUAUUUUCAAAUUGUAUGUAUAAUCUCAUUUUUAGAAUAUUAUGUUUAAUUUGUGUUUUAAAUUAGCUGAUUAACUAUCAUUACAUAUACAUACUUGUGAACACCUUUUGUCCCAAAUGAAUAUAUAAUUCAAAAACACAUUUAUUCAUGUAAAAUUAGUCAUAGUUUCCAAAUGAAUGUCUGAUAAAUUAUGAUUAAUAUCAUGCU